AUGUCUCCCGCGGAAGUUCCCACCAACACCCUCAUUGACCAGAUUAAUGAUGCUGCUGUCCUGGCGGCAUUGGGUCACAAAGAAGAACUGAAUCGACAAUUCUCCUUUUUCUCCCUGGCAGCGUAUGCUACCAUCACUGCCAACGCAUGGACAUCCAUCGCGGGAUCACUUAUCACUGCUAUCUACAAUGGCGGAGCACCAGGUCUGAUUUACGGCUGGAUCGCGGACUGUUUCUUCUACUUCUUCAUCGCCUUGUCUUUGGCGGAAUUGACGUCUUCCAUGCCAACCUCUGGGGGAGUAUACCACUGGUCCGCAGCUUUGGCUGGACCCAAAUACUCCAAGAUCAUUGGCUUCAUGACCGGGUAUAUGAAUGUCCUCGGCUGGACUUUGGGACUCGCGUCGCUGUUCGCGGUGACAGGCCUUGAGGUCACCGGUCUGUAUUCGCUGUGGCAUCCGGAGUAUGAGAGCAAGACCUGGCAUGUUUUCAUCGUGUUUGUCGUUCUCAACUGGACUUUUGCCGCAUUCAUCCAGUUUGGAAACAGGUUCUUACCACUGUACAACAAAAUUGGGCUCAUUUUCAACAUCGCGGCCUGGCUGGUGGUCAUCAUCUGCCUUGCGUCGAUCCCAUCAACUCAUUCCACGAAUUCAUUUGUAUGGACAGACUACAGAAAUUUGACCGGGUGGCCAAACGGAAUGAGCUUUAUCCUUGGUCUCGUGGGUCCAGCCUUUGCUAUUGGUACAAUUGACAGCACCACGCACAUGGCGGAAGAAAUCCCAAACCCAUCGCGGAAUGUACCCCGUGCUAUGUUGACAUCAUUGUUCGGUACUUUUUGGCUGGGCUUCCUUUUCCUGAUUGCGCUAUUCUACGCUGCUGGCUCGCUCGACACUAUUUUGGCUGCGAAUCCCACCUUCCCAGUCGCCAGUAUCAUGCACUCGGCAUUUGAGAACAAGAACGCUGCGUUCGCCUGCGGUCUCAUCCUUUUUUUGGCCUCGCUUCCUUGUUCCAUCGGCGCUCAGAUCACAACCGUACGCUGCACCUGGUCGUUUGCUCGUGACGGCGCCGUGCCCUUUUCGAGCUACUUUGCCAAAAUCGAUGAGACGAACGCCAUGCCGGCAAGAGCCAACAUCCUGAUCGCUUCCAUCUCCACUGCAUUAGGAGCCAUCUACAUUGGCUCAACCAUUGCAUUCAAUGCCUUAGUCGCCUCGUACGCGGUCAUGUCGACCACAUCCUACGGCAUUGCCAUUGGUGUGCACCUGUUUACAGGCAGGAAGCGGAUCAUUCCAGGCUGGCUCCAUAUGGGAAAUGGCCCGUUGGGUUUCAUCGUCAACUCGAUCGCCAUGAUCUACAUUGUGGUAUCCAACGUCUUCUUCUGCCUGCCGUACUUCAGGCCACCAGUCACUGCCGCGACGAUGAACUACACCUCACUCGUGUCCUACGGUCUUGCGUUGCUGGUUGUGAUGUGGUGGUUCGUCGGCGGUAAAAGGUCGUACAAGGGUCCGAAACUAUCGUCGCAGACCUGGGAGGCAUUGGAAGGUGUUCCGAUGGGCAACACGUCUGCGGUAGAGCCAAAGGACAGUGACAAUGCAGUGUACAGGGGCAGUAAGACUGCUACGGAUUCGUCCAAGGAGACUUAG
Molecule: messenger RNA, 1635 nt
Organism: Exophiala bonariae
Lineage: Eukaryota; Fungi; Ascomycota; Eurotiomycetes; Chaetothyriales; Herpotrichiellaceae
Exons: 6
Coding region: 1-1635 (544 amino acids)
Biological process (GO): transmembrane transport
Cellular component (GO): membrane
Molecular function (GO): transmembrane transporter activity
Source: RefSeq, a predicted model, not a curated record